UAUCGACAUUAAAAGCAGCGGCAGCGGUAGUGAUCGAAAGAAAAUAAAGACAAUUUUUGCAAUUGAAUUUUCGGCGUUAUAGUAAUAUUAGUAGAUGUUUUGCGACUACAUAUAAUUAACUUGAAGAAAGUGCAAGUUUGUUUACGAUAGUGUUGUGCUGAAAUACAGCAUUGUACAACACGUUUUUUGGUAAAAGAAACGACAAGGGAGGUACUCCGUACGACGACAGUCAAGCAUCCAGCUGAAGCACCACCAAUCAGUUGCGAACGUCAGAGUAGUAGUAGAAGCGUAAAGUUAGAUCGAAGGGUAUUUUUGCCCAGCUGAAAAUUCUUUGAGCGAUUGAGUAAGAUAACAGCGUAUAUUUUUGGUAAUUUCUUGAAUUAAACCAGUAGAAGUAGUAGGGCCACAAUCGCCGCCGUCACCAUAAGCGCCGCUGGUGCAGUGCGGAGCGCGAACUAUGAGCGCCGCUAAAAAAUAUAAGGCUAUGGACACAGGUGACCAAUUACAGGACACGGAGAAUUUUACAAAUAAUCGUUUAAAGAAACAAGGCGAUAACCACUUUUACAGUCCUUCCACAUCGGCUCGUUGUGCACUGGGGCAAAAUCUAAAUCAACCAUCAGCAACAUCAACUUCACAACUGCCAUUCAACAUGAACAAUAGUAAUAGCAGUUUGGGCGCAGGUAAUAACACUAAUGGUGAAAGACGUGCCAAUUUUUCGAUGUUAGAUGGGGCACACAUGAACGAUCAUCGCUCAGCCACAACUACCUCAGCGUACUUCAAUAAGAUGGGCGCAAAUAAUGCAUCUAAGCCGGGGGAUGUUAAAAAAAUUGUAAUAAAGAACUUCAAGGUGAAACCUACACUGCCGGACAAUUAUUCGGAACACACAUGUGAAAAAUUGCAGGAAGCCGUUGUCGCAAUUCAACUAUCUAAGCCGAUUAGGUACUCAUUGGAAGAACUGUAUCAAGCUGUGGAAAACAUGUGCAGUCAUAGGAUGGACGCGCAGUUGUAUGCAAAACUUAAGGAACUCACAGAAGCCCAUGUGAAACGUAAUGUCGAGUCAUUUACAGGCGGUAGCAUGGAUAAAUUGGUAUUUUUGAAAAAGAUAAACGGAUGGUGGUUGUCGUUUUGCCAACAAAUGAUAAUGAUGCGCAGUAUAUUUUUGUACUUGGAUCGGACUUAUGUUUUGCAAAACCCUACUGUACACUCUAUAUGGGAUAUGGGUCUGGAUCUCUUUCGAACUCAUAUAGCCAUGAACGACCAGGUUCAAAAACGUACUGUGGAGGGCAUACUUAUGCUAAUCGAAAAAGAGCGCACAGGCGAUGCGGUCGAUAGGGGAUUAUUAAAAAGUCUCGUCCGAAUGUUAUGUGAUUUGCAAAUUUAUGUUAGUGCAUUCGAAGACAAAUUUCUGAUUGCUACAAAGCAAUUGUAUCAGGCAGAAGGACAGCGAAAAAUGCAAGAAAUGGAUGUACCCGAGUAUUUACGGCAUGUGGACAAACGAUUAGCCGAGGAAAAUGAACGCCUAUUACACUAUUUAGACUCUAGUACUAAGUAUCCCUUGAUUUAUACUGUAGAGAAGGAGUUACUCGCCGAACACCUCACACAGAUCCUGCAAAAAGGUCUGGACACACUCUUGGAAGAGAAUAGACUGAGUGAUCUCACACUGUUAUACAGCCUUCUAAGUAGAGUCAAAAACGGUACCGCUGAGCUGUGCGGCAACUUCAACGGUUAUAUUAAGAAAAAGGGCCGUACCAUCGUUAUCGACCCAGAGAAAGAUAAAAGUAUGGUACAGGAUUUGCUGGACUUUAAGGAUAAAAUGGAUGUGAUUGUGCGCAAUUGUUUCGAGCAUAAUGAAAAAUUCACGAAUUCUUUGCGAGAGGCUUUCGAGUUCUUCAUAAACCAGCGAGCUAAUAAGCCAGCCGAAUUAAUAGCCAAGUAUGUUGAUAUGAAGCUGCGAGCUGGUAACAAGGAAGCUACGGAGGAGGAGCUUGAACAAAUACUUGAUAAAAUAAUGGUGCUAUUUCGUUUUAUUCAUGGAAAAGAUGUUUUUGAGGCAUUUUAUAAAAAGGAUUUGGCAAAACGUUUACUGGUUGGAAAAUCAGCAUCGGUGGAUGCUGAAAAGAGCAUGUUGUCCAAGUUGAAGCAGGAGUGUGGAGGCGGAUUCACAUCGAAACUGGAAGGCAUGUUCAAGGAUAUGGAAUUAAGUCGGGAUAUCAACAUAGCGUUCAAGCAGUAUGUCGGAAACAUGGACGGAGAGAUAACCAGCAUGGAUUUGACUGUCAAUAUUCUUACAAUGGGCUAUUGGCCUACCUACCCGCUGACGGAAGUUACCAUGCCACCACAACUAGUUAAACCGCAACAAGUUUUUAACAAGUUUUACUUAGCUAAACACAGCGGACGAAAGCUACAAUGGCAGCCGACACUAGGCAAUUGUGUGCUAAAAGCUCAGUUCGAUGCGGGGCCAAAAGAAUUGAUGGUUUCAUUGUUUCAAGCGCUUGUUCUUUUGCUAUUCAACGAUAAAAACGCUUUGAGUUUUGAGGAUAUUGUAGCUGCUACAAAUAUAGAAGAUGGAGAACUGCGGAGAACAUUACAGUCGUUGGCGUGUGGUCGAGCGCGUGUUAUUACUAAAACACCGAAGGGACGUGAGGUGGAAAAUAAAGAUUUGUUCCAAUAUAACAAUGAAUUUACAAAUAAAUUAUUCCGCAUCAAAAUUAAUCAAAUCCAAAUGAAGGAAACGACGGAAGAGCAGAAAGCUACAGAAGAGCGUGUUUUCCAAGAUCGACAGUAUCAAAUUGAUGCAGCUAUUGUGAGAAUAAUGAAAAUGCGUAAAACGCUUAGUCAUAAUCUACUCAUUGGCGAACUUUUCAAUCAACUUACAUUUCCCGUUAAGCCUGCUGAUUUAAAAAAACGUAUCGAAUCGCUUAUAGACCGCGAUUAUAUGGAACGCGAUAAAGAUAACCAAAAUCAAUAUAAUUAUGUUGCAUAAAUUUUGAUUUAUGUGGCUACGUACAGCAGUUGGAAACUCUCGGAUGCACUCACAUUUCUCCAUAAUCCCCAUAUUACAUGUAAACAUUAUUUAAUUCGCAACCUGAAACACAAAACAAAACAAAAACCGAGCGGUUUCUCAUAUCAUUUCUUUUUGCUUUACAAAUGUAAAACAGUUUUAAUGUCGUUAUAUAAAACAGCAUAUCCGGCCAAAUUGAAAUGAUAAAAAAUAUUCUAAUUAAGCUAUCGGUAAAAGGAAAAUUCUAUUUUCUGGUUGAUUUGGCCCGAUUUGCACACUAGAUGAGAAGAGGUGAGCCAAGGUGAGAUCCGAAAGAGCAGUGACCUUUCUGCACAUAAAGAAAUUAUAAUUUUCUUUAAAAAUUUUUUUUUUUUUUUACUUUUGCGUAUUGCAAUUGUAUUUAAUAUGUCUAUUAAAAUGAAGCAGCUUCUUUUGUAUGUACACACCUGUUGCUUUUUGCUCCUAUUCUAUCUAGCUUUGUUAUGAUGGCAAAUGUGAACGCAAUGCAGAGGAUUUAGUGUCAGUGAACGAAAAAUAUUUUUUAAAUCUUUGAAGUCGAACUAAGUGGGGAAUGUAAGUAGAUGCUUAUGCAUAGGUACGUUUAGUGUUAAAUGAGUUUAUAUAAUUCGGAGGAAUACCGUGUUUAGCAAACAAAUAAAAACAAAACUUGUUCUCUUUUGAUAAUUUAAA
Messenger RNA from Anastrepha obliqua, 3691 nucleotides. It is a transcript of the gene Cul4, whose product is annotated as cullin-4A. Bases 458 to 2983 code for a protein of 841 amino acids. The transcript is spliced from 13 exons. Gene Ontology annotation, biological process: ubiquitin-dependent protein catabolic process; DNA damage response; protein ubiquitination. Gene Ontology annotation, molecular function: ubiquitin protein ligase binding. Gene Ontology annotation, cellular component: Cul4-RING E3 ubiquitin ligase complex. The record is from RefSeq and is a predicted model, not a curated record. Lineage: Eukaryota; Metazoa; Arthropoda; Insecta; Diptera; Tephritidae.